GGCUCGGAAAAAUAGAAGAAAAAAAAAAUCUGUGAUUUACCCGUUUAUGAUGAAUGACCACGCAUAAAACAUCCAUGCAAGUCCAGACUCACUCUAUACAAGUAUGGGUCAAGUAAUUGUUAUGCUAACUACCUGCUUGUAUCUUGCCUGCUUCUUUUUAUUGUAUAAGCGUGUAUGCGUGUGCGUGUGUAUAAGCAUGUCGACAAACGGUGACAUGGCAUUCUCCAGCUCAUGUCGAGAUAGUGGAGGUCAGCAGAGCUGUGGUUUCAAAACUAGUAUAGCAAGACCUGCUUUAUUUAUAGACACUCAAGAUGACAUCGUUGAUUGAAAAGAAACUAACAGGCUCUGCAUAACAUCA
This is a messenger RNA of Mucor mucedo, 358 nucleotides long. RefSeq lists its product as uncharacterized. The transcript has a single exon. The record is from RefSeq and is a predicted model, not a curated record. Lineage: Eukaryota; Fungi; Mucoromycota; Mucoromycetes; Mucorales; Mucoraceae. Bases 104 to 328 code for a protein of 74 amino acids.